Exaiptasia diaphana is the source of this 4587-nucleotide messenger RNA. RefSeq lists its product as uncharacterized. Bases 145 to 4587 code for a protein of 1480 amino acids. The record is from RefSeq and is a predicted model, not a curated record. The transcript is spliced from 6 exons. Lineage: Eukaryota; Metazoa; Cnidaria; Anthozoa; Actiniaria; Aiptasiidae.
AUUACUUUUCACUCAAUCUUCGAUUGCUUAGCGCCUUUCUUGAUUGCAACGCUCAAGUACCUUGUGAAUGAGUUGGUAUCAWUGAAGCUAGAAUGUCCUGAUGUCUAAUAUUCUGAUGUCAAGGAGUGGAGCAGCAUUUGAAUAAUGAACAAAACUGGAAGGAGGAGUAGUUUGAUGCACCUACCCAUCAMAACAGAAUCACCAAAGAAAUCUGAAGAAACGCCUAAAACUGUAAUAAAAGUCCCUAAAAAGAGCUACAGAAGAAGACGAAGAGCUACACUUGCAGAUCUGCGUUGCAUCGAUAUUCUCAAACCUAUUAAAGAAUCUGAAGAUGAAGAAGAUCAGAAUGCGUUUCCAGAUCGGUUUCGAACAACAUCGUAUGACAAUCUGGAAUUGUCAUUUAGCCAAAGGAUGGACAGAUACUUGACAAAUAACAUUAGUAAUCCAGAAGCUGCUGAUGAAAAGCGGCAGCAAGAGGACGAGCAGCAGCAGCAGGAGAACGGUCAUCAGGACGAGCAGCAGCAGCAGCAGCAGGAGGAGAAGGACCAUCAGGAGGAGGAGAAGGAAGAGGAGGAGAAGGGCCAUCAGGACGAGCAGCAGUUGCAGGAGGAGAAGGGCCAUCAGGAGGAGGAGCAGGAGGAGGAGGAGAAGGGCCAUCAGGAGGAGGAGCAGGAGGCAGAGGAGAAGGGCCAUCAGGAGGAGGAGAAGGAAGAGGAGGACAAGGGCCAUCAGGAGGAGGAGCAGGAGGAGGAGGAGAAGGGUCAGCAGCUGGAGAAGGGUCAGAAGGAGGAGAAGGAAGAGGGGCAGGAGGAUAACAGCGAUUUCGAUAAUGUUAAGAGCACAUUUCAUGAAGAUAGCGGAGAGAGUGACGAUGACAGUAUAUAUAGUGUCGGAGCGAUGGAGAUCAAAAAUUCAGUUACAAACUACGAGAUAUCUUAUAUAAGCGACAAUGAGGAUAUUGUAAACCGCCUUGAUAGAGAAUCAGCUUCUUCACCUGAUAGUGUGCCAUCAGUCCGUUCACAAUCUCCUGUUGAUGAUGCAGAAGARCUUUAUGAGACUUUAAGCGGCAUAGAAAAUAGAAUUCCUCGACGAAAACGAAGUUACAGCAUGUCCACCGGGUGUGAGCUACCGUCAAUUACGGAAGAAUUGGAACGACGRAGGAGCUUGAUGUCAAGAGCCUCGUCAAUUGUUAGCGAUGACGUGUUUGUAGUAGAAACAAAGGGAAAGCAAACAGAUAACGCAAGCAAUUUUCCACCGAGAAUGGAUGGAAACCUAGAAAAUAUCGAGAAAAUUGACACCAAACUGCGAAACGAUUCAAGCAGAAACCAACUCCUUAAAGAUUUCACAAAAAAUGCUCUAGCAUCUAAGAUAAUUAGGAGAAGGAGUAUAGCUUGUCUUCUACCUGCAGCUGUAAAGAAUACUAAUUCAACAUCUACUACGGCAAACGUCAGCUCUUCAAGCUCCAAAACAGAUGUUACAAAACAGCGUAGGCAGUCCCUAGAAUCACUAGUGUCGUCUACAACGUUUGAUAACCAUGCCAAGAAACAAUAUAUUGAUGAUAAUAACAAUUUGAAUCAUCCGCAAAGUAAAAGCAUUAACUUGAAAACUAACCAAGGCAAUUCCGAGAGCAAGAAUUUAGUAAAUACAUUAAAGCAAAAAGUCAAAGCAAGUCUCCUUCGAAGGAAUUCAAUCGCAUCAGCCAAACCAUGGACUGGUGCAAUUGAGAUAUCACUUGCACCRUCCUUUGAUCUUCAUAGCAGUAAGAACAAAGAUGAACUUUCAGCUGAAACACCAAACAAAGCUCAGGGAUCUGGAGCUAACAGCCAAACGAGCAUCAAUGAUGUCGUCUCUAAGCUUAAAAAGCAACCAGCUGCGCAAACUACUGCUAGUGGUAAAGACCUGCGGCCUAAUAACAAACCAAACUCGUGCCUUAAACCUGCUCGUGAAUCUAACCCAGUGAAAACUCAAAUGAAGAAGGACAAUCAAAUAAAAAAGGAAACRAAACCAACAGCAGUAAAAAGUGUUGCUAAGAAAGCACCAUUAACAAAAAGCUUAUCAAUGUCAUCAUUGCCUAUCAAGAAAGCAUCGACGACAAAAAAUGACCYAACUAAACGGCCGCAGUCUCCCAGCCAGUGGAACAGAAGGAUGGGAAAUGAAUCAAAUACCCAUAAGCCACUUGUGCGUACUCAAACGCCUCUCAAGAAGACUGAUGUAGAUUUGAAAAGAUCUGGUGAUGGGUCAAAAACAGCGCCAAUCAAACCACUGAAAUCUUCAGUAUUGCCAUCUAAAUCACGUGAUCCUAAAUCGACAAUAAAUGCUGUUAYGAAGAAACCAGUUCAAGAUAAAAACGCGCAAAAUUCAAAAUCUUCAAUUGGAGAGAAACCUAAAAGAGUUGAGAAGAUAGAAGACAAAAAAACAGUUUCUAAUAAUUGCAAGAGAAAAUCCGACCUAGCGACCAUGCCAGUGGGUUUAAAGCGAGAAAAUUCUCUUUCUAGAACAAAAUUGAGUAGCAAGAAACAGGAAGAAGCGCAAGGUAACUCACAGAAAAAAACAACAGCUAAAGACAAAGUAUCGAAACUUGAUAAAGAUAACAAUGCUAGUUCUGAUAAAAMACCGCAAGAAACUAUGAAGGAAAAGAAGAAAAACACUUCAAGUGCAGGAAAACUAGAUAGCAAAACAAAUAGGGAUACAUCUCCACCAGUUCAAGAUGGAGAGGMUUCUCCACCAGUUAAAGAAGCUGGUCAGCAAGCAAGUAAAGACACCACUAAAACAGGACCCCAAAMACUAGACAAAAAAGAUGAAACUGCUACUUCAGUGCCAAAAGCUGGCGAGCAAACGAAUGAAGCACUUGAUAAAAAAGAGUUUAGUCCAAACAGCCAACUACAACAAAGUAAUGAGAAAGGGAGAGAUGAUACAAAAGAAGAGUCCAGACUCAACCCGAAGAAGAAGGAUGAGGCUACAACCGAACGAAAGGCAUCUGUGAACGUCAUUAGACGUCCAAAAACGUCCUUAACUAUAACAAUCCCAAGUACUGUAAGAAAACAGGCGGACGAGACCAGCAAGCAGUCUACUAUUAAGAAGGUAAAUGAUCAUGAGGYAAGCCAAGUUUCUGUACAAGCAAAUAGUGAUAAAAAAGCAACUACUGCCAAGGAUAAUGAUUUAGAGAAGGAACUAGAAAGUUUUAGCGUGAUGCUUGGAGAGUUAGAAAGCUCGUCUGCAAACGACGACGCGUCGUCAGGGAAGCAUUGCUCUCAUACUGUAGCAAAAACAGAUGAAGUUGUACCUACUGAGAAACGAUUUGCUGCACUGAGUGAGCGGUAUAACGCUAUCAUGGCACGAUUUACAAAGAAAGAGUCUCAGACACASGGUACCAUUGAAAAUAAGUUGACAGUUGAAAAAACAAAACCAUUAUCUUCAAGUAGGGAAACUAGUAUUUUAACUGUUAAUACAACUAAAGAAAACGUGACGGUUGGCUCUUCUUCAUCGAAAAAUGAUACUGACGCUUUGCUCCAAAAUGACUCGCCACAAGCUGCGUACGAAACAAGAUCUUUUCUUGUUGAAAAUGGGAAUGACAUUAAGAAAGCUGAARAAAAYAAAGAACAAGAACAACYCUUGAUUAAAUCAAURGAGGAKAAAGAAAACCAUGUUGAAGUUGCCGACGAUAAAGUGCAACAGCAGCAAAAAUCUUCCGCAAAAAUGAAUAGUUUUCUAGGAGAGAAGGAUUUAAAGGCACGCAACGACAAAGUUACCAACAARGAGCCAUCGGUUUUCGUUGAGAAGUCAGUAUUUUCUGAGCAGAAGACMCAGAAAUCUACRGAGAACAUUGACAACAACAUACCAAAAUAUAAUGAUAAAGAAAMACARAAUUAUGAACUUUUUCAAGAAAAAAGUAGCGAGUUGUCAGAACGUCGUCAUUUUGAAAAUACUCCCAAGACAGACGACAAAAAAAGAUCGAUGACACCAACGCUGUCCGAGGCAAACAAAUCGGGCGUUUCUCUGCGAAGAUCCUCUUCAUUUUCRCUUGGUAGAAAUACAGAUUUAGCCGAGAGGAUACGAACUUCAGUAGAACGAAAAAGCUUCUUGUCGUCAUCUGACAAAACUAGGAGUUAUGACAAUGGAUAUCAGUUGCCAGCUGGAACAUCAGUUAUAGCACAGAAAAUGAGAAAAAAGYUUGAAAUAAGAAAGGCUCUUGAAGUCCGACGGUCGAGAAUAUAUGAAGAUAAAGACAUCCCGUCAACAAUGGAGCAAUUCAACAAAUAUCGAAGUAUCUUGGAAAAGGAAAAACUAAAAACUGAAGUUAAAACUGAGUGUUUAUCAGUUCAUGACAUGCUUACCAGUUUGAGAUCAUCACCAAUGGAAAUGGAGCUYAUAGCACUUUGUAAAGAAUGUACCAAAACACUAAGAACACUGGAUGCUCUUGGAAGUCUGCCUGCAUAUCUAUCACCAGACACCAUCAUUGUGAACCCAAGUGGGACCAUCAAGUUCAAACACCUAACAUCAGAGGUAAAGAUUGAUGAUCUCCUUCUUGCACCAGAUUAUUCCAAAACGUAUCCUCAAACUGAAAAGACUCAAAGUGGCUCUGCAUAG